AUGAUAUCGUCAUACCUCCAUCGGCCUGCCUCCCCCGCUCGCUGCGCUCUUCCUCACGACCAACCGCCGCAGCUCCCCCACGCACGUCCUUCCUCGCAGAUCCGUGCCAUCAGCUCGCGGCCGCCUCUCUGCGAGCGCUGCCGUCGCCCGCCUCUCUGCGCGCGUCACGGCCGCCUCUCUGCGGUCGCCCUUCCCUACCCCGUGCUCGCGUCCGUGGCUCGCCCUUCCCUUCCGUGUCUCGCGAGUCCACCUUCCCGGCGGUAUAGGCGGCGCGGCGUCCUGGUGCUAGAGGCAGCGAGGCAUCCUAGAGGCAGAUGUGGUGCAAGCGUCUGUACGCGGUCUCCAACCAGCCAACCAGCAGUGAUGGCCAGCCAACCAGCAUGCAGCGGCCAUUCAGGGCGGCGCUUGGUCAGGCUAGCCAGCCUGCGGCAGCACGCGGCCGUGGCUGCCGCGCUUCCAGGGUGCAGCCCCUCCCGUGUGAAGCCGAUAGGAUCCGGUCUGUAAGUAUGGGAAAUUCCUCGAUCCUGCGAGCGGCGGCCGUGGCAAAUGUUUCGCCUGCGUGCUUGUACACGCAGUUAAUAACAGUCUUAAUCAGUUUCCACAGGGUGAGUCGAUGCCUACAAUCUACUACACCAUGGCCGCUAAUCGCAACAGAAGCAGUCAUUGUUGUGCGCAAUGUGUC
Messenger RNA from Sorghum bicolor (sorghum), 682 nucleotides. RefSeq lists its product as uncharacterized. Bases 1 to 504 code for a protein of 167 amino acids. Lineage: Eukaryota; Viridiplantae; Streptophyta; Magnoliopsida; Poales; Poaceae. The record is from RefSeq and is a predicted model, not a curated record. The transcript is spliced from 2 exons.